Molecule: messenger RNA, 11706 nt
Organism: Notolabrus celidotus (New Zealand spotty)
Lineage: Eukaryota; Metazoa; Chordata; Actinopteri; Labriformes; Labridae
Gene: ptprq
Product: protein tyrosine phosphatase receptor type Q
Exons: 63
Coding region: 386-11206 (3606 amino acids)
Biological process (GO): protein dephosphorylation
Molecular function (GO): protein tyrosine phosphatase activity; protein binding
Source: RefSeq, a predicted model, not a curated record
UUGAAGGGAGCAGCCACUGAACGCUGACUCCAGUGCGCGCUAAAUUUAAAGUUCACGCUCUGCGUAAAACUGAACACAAACUUAAAAGAAGUUUCCCCCGGAUUUGAAACAGAUCAUGCGAUGUAAUUUCUCUUUAAGACAUAUCAAAUCUCGAAAGUUAUGUUUACAGUUCAGAAAACUUCCUGACGCUUUAGUUCCGUGUCAACAACGCAAAUAGUUUGGGACUUUCCAACACAGGCGCACAGCUGUCCGGGGCUUGUUUUUGACCACACAAUGGCUGCUAGUAAAACUGGGAUUUGUUGUUGCUCGGCUUGGAUGUGACUAAAUCCGGGUGGAUCCUUGGCUGUCAGAACGUGAGCAUAAUGUGAUGGAGUGAUAUUCCCAAAUGGGGGGUGUACUCCGUCUGUGGUUCCUGGCGAGUUUAUGUCAGGUGGUCUUACUAACCUGUGAACAGCAUUUUAAGCCUGUUGAGGUAGAUGUUGUUUUUCAGUCCUUCCCCUCCACAUCAGAUCCAGACACCUACACAGUAACCUGCAGGGCUGCAAAUAACUAUCUGGUGUAUGUGGAGCCUAUUGAUCAUGCAUCAUGCUCCCCUGACUGCAAAAUGACCCUGCAAUUGGUUGAGGACCCCAAAGGAUAUACCAUUACAUUGAAAGCCUGUAGAAACGAUACAAUACUUGAAACAAAGACUUUUGACUUAGUUCCAGUCUCCCUGUCCUCCCUUCAUGUGUACACCUCAACUACUUCUGUUCUCCUGACAUGGAAGCUUCAAAAACAACACAGCCUCUCCACCCUCAGUCAAUUCAACACUCACACACAAUCUGUCACACACAUCUUCAACUUCAACUCAUCAGAGACAAAAGACCAAGACAAGUACGAGAUGAAAGGUCUCCAGCCUGGCACGCACUUCAAGAUCAAAGUUAUGGUUACAACACACCUCCAAGACAUUAAUUUGACUUUGAAGCAGAGACUCAGCAUCAGCUUGGAAACAGCCCAGUGUCCAUCUGGCUGGUUGGCCAAUGAGAGAAGCUGCCACACUGUGAGGAGGACUGGUUUGACCUGGAGGGAUGCCCAGCACAGCUGCAGAGACCUGGCCGCUGGAAGUCAACUGGCUGACCUGAAGACCCCGGAAGAUCUGCUUUUUAUGUCUUCGCACCUGCUGAGACACAACAACCUGCUUCUGCUGUGGACUGGCCUCAAUGACAAGAAAGAGGAAGGACGACCUCUCUGGUCUGAUGGCUCAGCCUACAACCUGACAAACGCUAUGAUGUCAUCACUGCCGGCCAAUGAAAUGGACUGUUUUGCUCUUCAGAGGAAUGCCACAGGACCAGGAUAUUUUCUCACUCCAUUUUUCUGUAACAUCCCCUUACCCUUCAUCUGCCAGUACCAAAUCCCCUCAGCCCCUGCACAUUUCACCUUUGACCUGGUUCAGGUGACAGAGCAACAUGUUGAGCUUCGUUGGAGUGACCUCUUACCUUUGAACUCACUUAAUCUUACAUCGUUUGGGAUAUUCCUUCAGUAUCAAGAGGAGGCCAGUGAAGAACUGGGCCAAGUUGCAGAAAAUGGAAGCUUGAAGUCAAAGGAUAAAAAGGAGGCACAGAGCCAGAGCAGUAAUAAAAAGAUUGUCAGGGUCCCUAUUUCCCUGUCAUCAAGAGGCGUGACUGUGGCAGGUCUGUCUCCAGGUAGAGUCUACUCCUUCACUCUUCGAGCCUCUCACCCUGCUGGACCCGCCUGGAGCUUAGCACAAACACAGACUGCGUUUACAAAGCCUCUUCCUCCUCUUAAUAUCACUGUUGGAACCGUAACUGUCAAUCAAAUCAUGAUCCACUGGAUGCAGACGGAUGCACAGUCAAAGGUUGGAUGUACGUUUAUUGUGCGUUAUGUGGACAUGACUUCAAAACAAGAGAGGACAGUUGGAAUGAGCAGCAUCUCCAGGUCAUCUGACACAACUGGAUUACAGUCAUACACUGCGGUGAUUGGAGGGCUCAAGUCUUACAGGAGAUACACGGUUGAAGUUUACACAGUCACUCAGCAUGGGAUAGAGAGCUGUGGACAUACUCCUGUGGCUCUGCAGACUGAGGUGGAAGCCCCUCACGGUCUAGUGGUGUCAAGCAGGACGGGGAACCUCACAGUCUGUUGGUCCACUCCACCUGAUGACCUACCAGACGGUUAUAACAUCAAAUCCCAACCUCUCAUUAACCCCCCUUUGACUUUUCCGUCUUCACUGUGGAUAAACCAGUCCAGUCCUGCUGCACUCUGGGUAAACAAGUCUGUGUGUGUUAAUUUGGGCCUAUUCACUCCAGGUCAGACAUAUGAAGUUGCAGUGGUCUCAAUGAUGGAAAAGGACAGGAGUCAGAAGACCAGCAUCUUUCACACUGCAGAUCCAUUGCCAGUUCAGGUGGCUAUUCCUCUUUCAGUGGGCACAAACUCUGCACAGCUGUUUAUCCAGCAUCCACAGCUGGGUCUGAUUGAUGGGGUCAAAGUGUGUGCAUGUCCAGGAGAGUGUGACAGUGCAUGUGAGGGUUUGUGUGAGCACACAUGUGACUGGUUCUCCCUCCCUGCUGGUGCUCAUAACUCACAUAUCAUAACUCUUAGCAACCUCAGCCCAGGAUCAGAAUACCGGCUAAAGGUGCACAGCACUAGCGCAGAGCAGGUGGGACCCCCUUACUACACCCGCCCCAUCAGAACAGGGCUGGUUCCUCCUAACAGAGUGAGGGAGGGUGUGGUGACAGAGUCAUCCAUAGAGCUGCUUUGGGAUCCAGCACAAGGACAGCCUCACAGCUAUGAGGUCAUCUGCCUCAACUGCGAGCACUCACAAAUGGUGCUGAAAGUGUUCGGACAGAGUGCAACGUUUUCUAAUCUGACUCCUGGCCAACCCUACCACUUUGCAGUGCGAACAGAGAAGGAGUCUUUCCUAGACAGUUCUCCCAUCACUAUUAACAUCACAGCAGCUCCCAGCUCAGUCGAGUUGUCAGUUGUCAAUAAAACCACAUCAUCAUUGUGUAUUUGUUGGAGCAUGGUCAGGGGAGUAGUUAGCGGAUUCCUCCUGUCAAUCAAAAACACAACAUUCAUUCAAGAGCUGAACGUUUCUCUUCAAGAGCCCAGAUUGUGCUGCUUUGAAGGCCUUGUUCCUGGAGGACAAUAUACAGUUGAAGGAAUAAGCACCAGCAGGGGAAGACAGAGUAAAGCUGCUUAUUUAAUCCUCCAUACAAUCCCAGAGGUGCCACAGGGAGUGACUCUUUCAGAGCAGGCAGUGACUUCAGUGUUUGUCACCUGGACGCCACCACCAGGACAGGUGGAGGGGUACAAGCUCAUUGUUGGCCUGCUGUCUGUGGACAGGAAGUCAUGGAUGGAGGUGCUUGUCCAGAUCACAAGUUAUGAGAUAAGGAAUCUGAUCCCGGGGUCAGACUACGGUGUCAGCGUUCAGAGUGUGCUGGGCUUAGACACCAGUAAGGCGGUGCACAGAGAGUUCAGCACACGCCCAGCAGGAAUAUGUUCCCUUCAUUUAGGAAGCAUAAACUCCUCUUCUGUGUCCUUGAGCUGGGACGGUGCAUUUGGAGAAUUUGACUUUCACAGAGUCACUGUGACCAACACCUCCCUCACAUACACACUCGCCAUUCCCAAGGAGGAGCGGGUUGCCGUGGUUACAGGGCUGGUGGACGGCUGCAGCUACAACGUGAGCGCUGAGAGAGUGAGGGGAGUGACAGCGGGGAGCACUGCCUUUCUUACUGUGACCACAGUGCCAGCCCGUGUACGCGGACUGUGUGAAAUCAGAGUGUCUGCACGUGAGUUCUCGCUGCGUUGGGAGCAGGCAGUGGGGUGUGUGGAUCAUUAUCAAGUGAACCUGCUGCCAAAUGAGGGAGAAGUCACAGUUCACCAUGCACGUGAUGGAUACGUUCAGGCCGAUGUGGUCAGUGUCACUCCAGGAACACAAUACACUGCAACAGUCACAGCAUCCUCCUCCUCAUUCAUCAGCCCUGGAGUCAGCCGUAUGAUCAAUACCAAUGAAAGCGUUCCUGGUCCACCUUCAGCUCUAGAAGGAGAGGCUGUGGGCUCUAACGGUAUACUGCUUUCCUGGACAAUGCCAUCUGAUGCAAACAAUAUUGACGGAUAUGUUAUCAGGUACAAGGAGGUGUGUCCCUACCCUGAUCCCACCUUCACGCAGGUGACCAAGUACCUGGACAUACCAGAGACCCUGCUCACUGAUUUUACCUCAGGCUCAACAUACCACAUUGAGGUAGCAGCCAUCGCUACAGCUGGAAUAGGAGCCUUCAGCAAGUCUUUAUACAUAAAGACAGCUGAGUCACCCCCUGGCCUGGUGACCAACUUGACAGCGUUUGCUCAGAACCACACCUUCGUCAUGGUUACCUGGUUCCUGCCGCACCGCAUUAAUGGCCUCAUCACAAAAUUUGCUGUUAAGGCUAAACACGCUCGUACCGGGCAGACGGUUCGCACGCUUGAGGUCAAUGCAGAGGACAUCAUGACCGGAGCACUGCCCCACUGCAAUGAUGCAGCUGAUAUCCUCUCCCGUGCUACUGUCAGUCCAUUUGAGAUAACAGCAUCUUUACCACCCAUCACCCUCUCAGCUGUUCCCCCUGCAGCCUCCUGGAGUGUACCCAUAUCAGUGGGAGUUGAUCAGCUACGGCCGUACACUGCCUAUCUGUUCGAGGUGUCUGCCUUCACCUCUGAUGGAGAGGGACAGAUAGCCUCCACUAUGGUCCGCAUGCCAGAAUCAGCCCCGGAAGACCCACCACAAAACUUCAUCGUAUUGAAUAUGACAUCUAGAUCAAUUUCAGUGUCCUGGAGCUCUCCCAAGAUCAUCACAGGAAAAUUCAGCUAUGUGGUCUACCUUCAUGGACCUACAGGUUAUAUGUAUGAAAACAGCACAGGAGACAUGCGGUUUUCCUUCAAUGGUUUAACGCCCUACACACAGUACACUGUGGCUGUCCGAGCCAAAGCUGCUGGAGAAGUGGGUCCAGCAGCUCAGGAGGAUGUCAUCACACCUGCUGAAGCACCCAGUGCCGUUCAGGACUUGGUGGCAAUAGCUGAGGAUUCAGUUUCAAUCCGUGUUAGCUGGAAGAGCCCGGCCCAGCCCAACGGUCGGAUUACCCGCUACAGACUGCAGGUUCUGGUUGACGAGCUUCUGCUGCAGGACAUCACGCUCUCUGCUGAAGUGAAUACAACUGAUAUGUACGAAGAUGAGACUCCUCCUCCUGGUGUCCCUGGACGGCGUAAGAGGACAGUUGAGCUCAGUGAGAUCACAUCACCGCCGACUUUCACUGCCACUCUUUCAGAUCGCACACUGCCCACCGCUGUCACUGCUUCCAGCUUCACACAUUUCAGACUAAGAAGCGCUGACCAAAUCACCAACACAGAAGCCGCCGACUCCAUGGUCACUGAGGAGCCUGGCACCUCUUCAGCUACUGCUUUACCCUCUAACCGUGAAAAUAUCCAAUCUACUGACCCUACAAGUUUAGGGACUGCUGCAUUUUCUCUUACCUCUGUGCCACCUGUUUCGCUUCCACCUUGGCUAACAAAGCAAUCACAUGCUAGGGAUAUGACCUCAGAUUUGCCACCCCUGGCUUUGACCCCAGGCCAGCUCCGAAUGUCGACUCAUUAUGCAUCAAUAACAGGACAGUUUUCAACACGCAAUGCAGCUUCUGGAACUACAGGUGUGACAGUGAGAGAGGAGAUGAUGGAUGUCUUGUCUGAGGAGCUGACUUACCUGGUUUUUGAUCUGAAUCCCUUCACUGAGUACACAUUUAGGGUCACUGCUUCCACUACUGUAGGAGAGGGUCCUGCAAGGGACAUCACUGAGAAGACCAGGGAGCAGGUUCCCAGCUCAGUACUUGAAGUGUCCUAUCAAAACAUCAGCUCCACCUCCAUACAAGUAAACUGGGUCCCUCCACUCAACCCCAAUGGACGGAUCACACAUUACACCGUCUAUGGCCUCAACCUUUACAAUAAUCAGGCCCUGAAGUGGGUUUCUGACACUACUAGCAUACUGAUAACAGAUCUGGAGAAGUAUACUGGCUAUAAGCUACGUGUAGCUGCAUCAACAGCUGUGGGAGAGAGCUCUCUCUCAGAGGAAGAUGAUGUCUUUGUUUUUACCUUGGAGGAUGAGCCUGACUCUCCUCCUGAGAACCUCAUGGUGGAUGACACCACCCCGUCCACUGCCACAUUGACCUGGUCCCCACCGGAGAAAGCCAAUGGGGUUAUCCAAUAUUACGAAAUCAUGUAUGACAACGAAUCCUACUCUGCAUUGAUGAACACAACCUCCAACAGUGUCACUCUGAUAAACCUGAAACCAUUCUCCUACUAUAACGUGUCUGUGAGGGCGUUCACGCGUUACGGCCAUGGCAACCAAACAUCGGACAUUUUAUACCUGCUGUCUGGAGAGGAUGUCCCAGGCAGCCCUCCAUACGGAGUAGCCUCUGAGUCAGUCAGUCCCAGUGAGGUGAAUGUGACCUGGCAGCCUCCUCUGAUGCCAAAUGGAGUUAUUACCCAUUACAGCCUGGAGCUUUGGAAUUCAACUCACUACCUGAACCUCACCUCCCCAACCAACUACAUCCACAUCACACAUCUAAGGAAAUAUGCUCACUACCGGGUUCUGGUGCAGGCGCACACACGUGUCGGGCCUGGAAACUACAGCAGCGAGCCUCUCAACAUCACCACUUUGGAGGAUGCUCCAGACACACCUCCUCAGUUCCUUCAGGCCAGGAAGUUGUCAGACUAUGAGGUAGAAUUGUCAUGGCAACCACCACUUGAAGCCAAUUCAAAAGUACUCUACUACAUUGUCAGAGUUUGGAAUGAAACAACUGAGCUGUGGCAGAAUACAACUACAACAUCUGUGGUCAUUAAUGUGGACUCACAGAGCCGCUACAAUGCCUCUGUCUCCAGCUGGACCAGGCUGGGAGAUGGAGGAGUACUGAUCUACAUCAGCUUUACCACCACUGACGCAGAACCAUUUGACCCCCCACAGAAUGUGACUUUUGCAAAUGUGACUGCCUCCUCUGUCACCUUGCUGUGGCACCCACCCACUGAACCUAAUGGGAUCAUUGUACAUUACACUAUUUACUACUCUGAGAACAACACUGUGAAUAAGCAGAGGGUUCCCGUUUCAACCUUACCCGACCCAGACCUUCCUGAUUCAGCCUUCUCCUACACUCUGGCUCGGCUGAUUGGGGGCACGAACUACACCUUGUGGAUGACCUCCAGCACAGUGCAGGGAGAUGGAGGGGUCCAGAGCGAGCCAGUAACCAUCUUCUUACCGGAGGAUGUACCAAGUGACUCGGUCAAAAACCUAUCGGCUCAGAUCUUCAGCUCUACAGUCAUCAUCGUCAGCUGGGACCCUCCAAUUGAGCCGAACGGCCGCCCAUACUACCUGCUGACCUUACAGGAGGCCGGCAUCCACCCAGAUGUAUCCAACCAAGGCCCCCCAGUUGUAAACAAGACUGUCAAGCACACAACGACAGACACUGUCUUCCUGUUCACCAAACUCAGGAAAUAUUUCCCUUAUGUGUUCACUGUUACCCCGGCAACUAGUGCUGGCGCUGCCUACAACCACACCAGCACAAUGUACCUGAGAACGGAUGAUGACAUUCCUAGUUCUGCUCCGUUGCUGAUGUCCACCAGGAAUCUGUCGUCCUCCUCUAUCAAAGUGGUGUGGAAGCGCCCUCUGGAGGCCAACGGGGAGAUAACAGAGUAUAUUCUCACUCUCAUUGGCCCAGGAGGAUCCAACACAACACAAAUCCCCAGCACCUCGUUCAUCUUAACAAACCUUCUCCCAUACACAGCUUAUAAUCUCACUAUUACUGCUACAACUCGCAAAGGCUCAGGACCUAAUCUGCUGCUUCAGCUGCACACUGAUGAAGGAGGCCCCAUGUCUCCUCCCCGUAACCUGACGAUAUAUAACCACACAGCGGUCUCUGUGUGGCUGAGCUGGGAGCUGCCCCUGGAGCCUAAUGGAGUGGUGAUACAGUACGGCUUCAGGAUCCGAGACCUCAUCACACACACCGUCACACACAGGAAUUCCUCAGGUCCUUCAACCACAGAGUAUCUGUCAGGCUUCAGGCCUCAUAGCUCCUAUGAGAUCAGCGUGUACAGUUACACCAGAGUGGGCCACGGGAAUCAGUUCAGCAGCCCGGUGACCUUCACCACUAACGAGUCAGUGUCUGACGCUGUGGGGAACCUGUCUUGCUCUGGUGUCAGCUGGGAUUCAGUUCAGCUGUCUUGGGAACCUCCAGCUAACCCUAAUGGGCAGAUUCUUUUUUAUGAGAUCCUUAUGGAGGUAGGCUCGCAGUACUCCACACAGCAGGCUCACACACCAGAGUACAUGGUGACUGGGCUGUCACCAGACCAGGAGUAUGCACUCACUGUGUCUGCAGUGAACUCAGCCGGACCUGGAGACAGUAUGAACUGUACUGCUUUUACUCUCUCUGAGUCAGCCCCUGCUGCCCCUCACUUGCUCACCAUAUAUCAGAUCACAUCUAACAAUGUGACUCUGCAGUGGGCACCACCGCUCUCUGUUCCAGGCCUGCUGAAAGAGUACCACAUCAUUGCACAGCUGCUUUCCACUGUUUGUGAUCCAAACAUGCUGACUACCGCACAGCCGGACCCAGAAGACGAAAUGACCCCGGACUGUGUGGACUCUGAAUCGUCUGUGUCAUUGAACGCCUCAGAUGCUACUGAAGGGAUCCUGAGUGUCACACUGCAUUCUCUGGCUAAAUACAGAUACUAUCGCUUCAAAGUGGCUGCAGUGACCAACGCUGGAGUUGGAGAAUACACAAACUGGAACUAUGCACGCACCCUGGCUGGAAACCCUGAUGACCCACCCAGAGACCUGACAGUGACACGCACCUCCAGCAGCCUUCACAUUAAAUGGGACGCCCCAGCUGUUCUCUCUGGACCAACUUCGUAUCUUGUGCAGGUUAAUGGUCCUGAUUUGAACAUCUCAACAGUCCGAGCCCCUGGAGAGUUAAUGACCGUCGUUGUGACUAACUUAACAGCUUUCACUCGUUAUAUUGUGACUAUCACCGCCUUCACCGGUCCACUGCAGCUCGCUGCUGCUGAAGGAAAAGCCAUCGGGCCUAUUGAAAUUCAAACAAUGGAGGAGGAGCCCAAAGACCCUCCCAAGAACGUGAUCUUAUCAGUAAUCCCAGAGGAAGUGAACCGUGUGAAGGUGACUUUUACUCCUCCAGAGGAGCCCAACGGAAACAUAACCGCCUACUUUGUGUACAUCUAUGAGAAAAAUAAGCUGGUAAAGAACGCCAGCCUUAAUAUCACCCAAAGAGACCAAAACAAACUGACUGGUGUCAUUGAAGGACUAAGGGGAGGACAAAACUACAGUAUACAGAUUUCAGCAAAGAAUGGGGCUGGGAGGAGCCCACCCAGUCCACAUGUCCUGAUCACUACAGGGGUCAAAGCCCCGGCCAAGCCAACCCAAAGACCCCAGGCAGUGCAGGGCCAUGGAGGGGUUGCUAUGGUAACCCACAGAAGUAUCACCAUCCACUUGCCUGCCUGUUUCUAUAGUGACGACAAUGGGCCAAUCACAAAAAUCCAGGUCAUCGUAGCCGAGUCAGGGGUGAAGGACGUCCUGAACCUGACCAACUGGAAGAAUGCUUUCCUUUUACGUCCUGCUCCUUACCUGACUGACAAGGGGUUCCCCAACCCGCCAUGUUUUUUGGGUGACGGCGCAUCACGCACAGAUACACAUGUCGGAGGUGGUCACAGAGUGUCCAGAGACGUCAGGCCCCGAGUGAAAUACAAUCACACUGCGGCAGGAACGUACAUGAUCGGAGGAAACGAUGACUGCGUGAAGGAGAACAACACUGAAAGUUUGUGUAAUGGACCUCUGAAGCCAAACACAGUCUAUGUGUUCAAGUUCAGAGCCACAAACAACAAUGACCAAUCUACAGACUCUGAAUACUCAGAGCAUGUCACCACUGCAGUCGACGGGCUGCUGACCAGAGAUGAACAGAUUAUUCUGGGUGUUCUGCUCUCCUUCUUCUUAUCUGUUCUACUCAUCGUGAUCAUCUGUGGCUCAGUCAAGAUCCAUCAGCGCAAGAAAGAGGGCGGGACUUACUCACCCAGAGAGGCAGAGAUCAUAGAGACCAAGUGUAAACUGGAUCAGCUGAUCGCUGUGGCAGAUCUGGAGCUGAAACAAGAAAAACUGAACCGGUACUCUUCCUUCUUCUUUAGACGGAAAGAGAUUUAUGUGAUCCAGCUGCUCAGCUACCGGAAAUCACUGAAGCCUGUGAACAAGAAGUCUUUUCUGCAGCACGUGGAGGAUCUGUGUAACAAUGACAAUGCCAAGUUCCAGGAAGAGUUUGCUGAGCUUCCAAAACUGCUGCAGGACCUGGCAACCACAGACGCUGACCUGCCCUGGAACAGAUCCAAAAACCGCUUCCCAAACAUCAAACCCUACAAUAACAACCGAGUGAAACUGCUGUCAGAACCAGGCACUGCAGGCUCCGACUACAUCAAUGCCAGCUUUGUCUCAGGCUACCUUUGUCCCAAUGAGUUCAUAGCCACUCAGGGUCCUCUGCCCGGCACUGUGGCUGACUUCUGGAGGAUGAUCUGGGAAACGGGAACUCGCACCAUUGCCAUGCUCACUCAGUGUUACGAGAAAGGCAGAAUUCGGUGUCACAAGUACUGGCCAGAGGACAACAAGCCAAUGUCCGUGUUUAGUGACAUUCUCGUCUCCAAAGUGUCAGAGGAGGUCCUCCCUGACUGGACGGUCAGAACCCUUAAAGUAGAAAAGCACGGCCACUACAUCCUGGUUCGCCACUUUAACUACACAUCGUGGCCUGAGCACGGAGUCCCAGAGUCCUGCAGCACUUUCAUCAAGUUUGUAAAAGCUGUCCGAGGCCACAGACACGACAACACCACUAUAGUCGUCCACUGCAGUGCGGGUGUGGGAAGAACAGGUGUGUUUAUUGCUCUCGACCACCUCAUUCAGCACGUCAGAGAUCAUGACUUUGUGGACAUUUAUGGCCUGGUGGCUGAACUGCGCAGUGAGAGGAUGUGUAUGGUUCAGAAUCUGGCCCAGUACAUCUUCCUGCACCAGAGUACGCUGGAGCUCCUUAACAACAAAGGCAACAGCCAGUCCAUCUGGUUUGUCAGUUAUUCUGCUCUGGAGAAAAUGGACUCGCUGGAUGCCAUGGAAGGUGACGUGGAGCUGGAAUGGGAAGAGACCACCAUGUAAGGGACACUUUGACCUGAAGGAGAGUGGCAUUUGUUCGCUGUGGAGGUCUCUUGGAUGUGACGUGUGCACAGCAACAUAAGAAGGAGCCGGAAGAGAAAGAGAAGAUACACUGCGCAGUCUGAACCGAACAACUUAAGAUCUGCUGCUCCACUCUAACCACUUCUCCACGCAGUCCCCACUUAAGGAACCUCUUGUCCACUCUUUUUCAAAGAAAGAACUGAAUACAAAGGAGGACAAAAGAAAAGCAGAAGAGAUGGGGAGCUCACUGUGAAAGCUCUGUCACAUAUGUAAGCCUACAGGUACUUUGCACAAAUUGAUUCCACUGUUCAUGCAUAAUGUUGAUAUCAUCUAUGUUUUUGUAAGAUAAUUUAUUCAGCCAAAAUGGUGUUUUUUGUUUUAACCUUGAUGCAAUUCUGCCUGUGUCAGAGUUUGGACCAUAUUUUCCAUUUUGUUUAUCUUUCUCAAGUGUGAUUUGCAAAAAUAAAACAACUUGUAUUUUU